AAUAGCCUCUGGACUGGUGUAAUUUGUCGAGAAUCGGAAACGGCGUCAGAAUCAUGACCGAAACGGUACAAAGUUCAGCAACCGCCAAAAAAGGACGGACGUCGAGGUGUUUCACGACAUGCUAGAUCGCGCGGAGGACGAAAACACCGACACGAAUCUCUACUUUCGAGGAGCGGUAUUAUUCGCGAGAAUGGUGUUACCGGUUAAACGAGAGAAUCGUGGGAACAACGUGCGGCAAGAAGAAGGAGAAGAACCAGAAGAAGAAGAAACAGUAAGAAGGAGGUGAAAGAAUACAGUCAACCAGUAGGGAGAAUAAGGUCUCGGCGACGAAGAUAUCACGAUCGCGUACAGCAAGGACACGAAUAGAGGUCCGCGUGAGUUGGUUCCCGCAAAAGAAGGGAUAUCCGAGUCCCCACUAUUAAGUAGCUCGACUACGACGCAGGAAAGGAGAAGCUACAUCGGGGGCGGUGGAUCACCAUCCAAGCUCAGUGCAAUUUCGACACUCUGCAGGCAUCAACAAGGGUUCCUGGCAAUUGCGAGAUCGGAGAGAAAGAAGAGAUCGUCGAAUCGUUCGAACGAAGGGCGUGUUGGAUUCGUUGGAAGAUUUUUGCUGAAGCAAGGUGUCGUUAGACGAAUAAUCGAAAGACAGGGAAGAAAAUAUGAUAGUAAGAUUGGAGGAGGUUGUUACGAAAGGAUUCACCCAAAGUGUUCGAAGAACCUUUUGAAAUUCUCGUGGAGACGGCGGGGUUACGAUCGUUCGAUGGGGAACUAGAAGAUUCUGCAAAAGGCUCGAAGAAUUGAAAAAUAGGAUAUAAGCGCUAAAGAAAUCUAAACGGCGAAGAACCUGAAAUUGAACAUUUCCUGCGAUCUUAUUGGAGCACGAAUUGUAAUCUGCCGUCGAACAUGCAAAGUAUCUCGAUUGCAUGCAAUGAAACAGAACACGUAUUUAUUGCCGGUCCAAUUAGUAUCUUCGAUUGGAAAUGCAAGCGACUAGGGUAGAGGAGGUUUAUCGUUCGGAAAGGAUAAUAAUGUGUUUGAGAGUUCGGGUCGACAGGGAGUCCCGAUUGAGAAAGCAAUUAAGAGGUAGCGAUCCGUUGACGAGGAAUUGGACUCAGCGGGAGGAAAUUGAAUCUCUGAUCCGUAACGAUUAGAUGGUCAUAAUUACGUCGGGGGAAAAGAUUAGGAGCGUCGGAGGUGAAGGGGAAACGAAGACGACAAGCCAAGUCGGCGAAGAGUAAAAGCGACUCUGGAAGACGAAUCUGCUGGUGAAAGCAGAAGAGAACGAGCAUUGGCAAAAAGGGAGAACCCGACGUUAGCAGACUGUCCCCCCGGGGUUCAUGAGCCGUGAAACGAGGGCUGCGAGUGUUCGAUCGAGAACACUUUGUUUCGGGGAACGAAGAAGAGCGCAGGAAGUUUGGAUACAAAUUUGCAAAGAAACUACUCACGAGGGAGACACAAGGUAGGGAAUUAGCAAAGAAUUCUCGGUGUACAAAAAUCCCGUCUCAAGAAGCGAAAAACAAGAUGAAACGCUUAAAGAGAUUACGAGACAUUCUAAUGAUAUAUUUUAACGACUAUAAUUCUGUCCGACAAGGCGAAAGAACUAAUAAGAUGCUUGUAGAAAAGAAAUUGCGAGGAUGAAAUGAAAUAGUUUGUUCUGUCAAACGAAAUUCAUAACAGAUGUUUAUUGUCUGCCAAAGAGACGAAGGAAGAAGACACUGGUUGCAAAACGAGGUAAAACAUGAACGCGCGAAUAUAAAGCUAGGAGGAAGGUGCGUGGAAAGCCGCGAAAGAAGUUUGCGACGAGUAUAAAAUUUGCAAAUAAAUUGCAUUUGAGAAAACUGGAGCGCAACAUCUUUCAAGGCGCAAAACCGGGCAACGUACAGUAAACUAUAUUUAAGAUAAAUACCGAAAGCGAGUACCGAGAAGAAGAAAAUCGUGUGCAUCGAGUUUUUCGGGAGUUUAGAGACCGAUCGUUUCGAUCGACGAUUACAGAUCGCGUCCGUUUUUGUGUCAAUCGCUGUACUUUAUUUCUUGCAUCGUCACCGACAGAGGAAAGGAAAGAAGAAAUAUGUCGUACACGACGAAUCAGCGUGAAAGAUUUUAAAGAGGUGGAAAGUGCGUAAUGUCGCCACGAUUCGUUAAAUUGUCGAUCGUAGGAUAAACGUGUCGCGGAAAAAUCGAGUUAUUAUCGUUCGAUCGUGUGGAAACAUCCGAUCUAAUCGGGAAUAUAGGAAGAAACAAGGCCGAUCCGCAUUCCCUUGGUGCUACCAGACAGGAAUAGAGGGGACAGAUAGGGGUCAGUCACGAUUCGAAGUGGCCCGUAGACACGCAUGGAAAUGUUCUAGCGACAGUAACGUCGAUAGGCAUCGUUCGGCAACAGAUGGGAAAGGUAUCCACGCCGUAAGAAGUGCCGCUAUGUCCCACAUAGAGCCACGACGGUCUACGAUUCUGGGACGUACCAAAAUGCGGACGAAGCUGGUGAAAAUCGUGGUGAUUCUGCUUCUAUCGGGAUUGGGGGACUCCAGACCGCAGAAGACCGAAUCGUUGCAACCGCAGACGACGAAAGUAAACGCCGAGGAACGGAAAUCCGCUCAAGUCUCCAGCACCCCGAAAAAUAUCCGAGAAGAUAGCAGUGCUCAGCCGAACGAUCCCCAACGUCACUUAAAGGACCUGCAGUACAUCGACCAGUCGUUGAGAACAGUUGCCACCCAGUUGCUCAAUGUCUCCAACCCGGAAGAAACGGGAAAGAUCCUGGACAACAACAUAAUCAACAAGUCCAAUAGUCAAAAACUAGCUGAAAGAAACGAUGUUUUGCCCAUGAAAGAAAUCACCGUUAACAAUGGCCAAUCUAUGAGCUUUGGCAGACCCAUAAACUCGAAGUUUGGCUACUUCGAGACCAGCCAUCCUGGUCAAGCCAUGGCUAUAACCGAAGAGGAACUCGAGAGAGAGAUGAGCUCGACACGGUUAAUGACUGCGUAUAAGAAUCACCCGACGACCACCGGUGGUAUUUCCACGUGGAUCCUUUUAAAUCCACCGUCCACCACGAUAAAAACAACCGAGGCGGAGAAAAAAGUGAAACAACCUUUGGAAACUGAAACGCGCACCACUAUCAAGCCAACGACUCUGAUGGAGCGAGUGGAAACGACCGAAAGAGUGAUCGAAAGAAUAACGAUGCCUGUUUCCACCACGGCAACGUUAGAAGAGCCUGCCAGCACGAAGAAAGUCAUCCUGACGACGAAGAAAACGACCGAGACGAAUUCAGAAAAGACCCAGAGCAUCGAUAAAGCUGAAUCCCCUCAGAACACUACGUCGAAGUAUUCUCAAACCACUGGAAACAAUUUCGAAAGUAAAGAUACUUCGGUUAGUCCCACCAAAAAGAUUCACACCGUUAGAACGACUCCCAAACCGAAAACCGCAACUUCGAAAACAACUCUGUUGUCGAAACCAUCGAUCACGAAGACUUCCAGGCCGAACCAGCAGGCUAGACCGAAGCCUUUGAUCAGGAGAACCACUGUUAAGCCAGAUAACUUGAAGAACGAAAAUAAUUCGACGGCUAAGAUAGAAAAAGUCACUUUCAGGCCUGUGCAAAUGAUCACGAUCCCGAAGAGCAAAUUGGAGAGCACGGAGAAGCCCAUGUUCGUGACGAAGAUCAAAGCCUCGGUUCUGAUGGAUACCCAGAAGACCACCGUACAACCUCCACUUUCUUCCACGACGUAUUUCGCGACAACCUCGAAAUCGACUUCGUUCAACAGCGACCUGGUGGAGAUACCAGCUAAGAUUAAACACCCUGUUGCGACGAAGAAUAACGUUCUAAAGGCGCAGCUGAAGAAACCUUUGGACGAUACGAAGAUCGAGAUAGAACCUAUCAAAGUAAAUGCGCCCGUUCUGAAGAUCGAGAAAGUCGAGAAGGUGGAUCCCAAGGAGGAGGAAACGAACAAGGAAACGGAGAAUCUGAACAGUUCGAAGAUAGACUUGAAGUUCGAUUUUAAUCCCGAAUUGACGAAAAUAAACGUGGACACGGAUAGUUCGACUUCGAGCACGACCCCAACCUCAACGUUGAGUACCAAGAGGCCCAGACACAGUUCGAAGAGGAAGAAGAACAAGAGUCGAAGACGGAAACCGUCCACCCCUAUGGUCACGACCACCGUUCCAUCCGUGAUCUCCAGUUCGACGGAAAUGGAGUUGAUGGCCGAGGAGGCAAUCGUCGAGAACGGAAUACAGGAAUCGAAAAUCGCGCCGGAAACCAAGCUGGUGGCCAACUCGACCAAGACGAAGAAGAAGCCAGUGCAGAAGCCGAUCAGUACUCAGAUCUACAAUUUCUUGAGCCGCGAAGUGAUGCCCAGCUUCGGUAUGAUGUCUUUGGUCGGACUUGGACUAGGUUUGGCCUCCUACUUCCUGUAUCCUUUCGGAGGGACGAUAGCUCGAAGGAACUACGAGAUCGAGCCCAAGUACAAGUACAAUUUGGACGAAUACGGCGGAAAUUACGGGCAGAGCGAAGAAGAGGUCCUAUCGAAGGUUCUUCAGGGUAUGAUCACCGACGAGAGCAAAUAUCCAGGUAUUAAGGACUACGACAACAACUAUUAUCAGUACCAGCAUUACGACGGGGGUUACGAGCCGCAGACGACCAAGAAAUACGAGCAAAGGUUCGGCGGUUCUUCGUCGCCGAUGUAUCGACCAGAGAACACGGCUUCCGGUUUGAAGUACAGGAACACGGAUUAUCGAUACGCCGACGCGCCGAGUACGGCCAACUAUUACGAGAAACCUAAGAACUCGGAUUACGUGGUCGGGCAAUCCGUGGCUGGUUCGGCGAAUCGUCAAUUCGUCGUGGGAAACGUCCCCAAAGAGUAUCCGCCCUACGAGGAGAAGAUUCCGGCUCUGUCCACUUCCGGGAAGCUGAGCAAUAGUUACGCGCCGACAGAGAGUGGCCAGGCACAGUUCGAUCGCGACGUGGGUCAGAAUUACAACUUUCCAGGGAGCUCUGUUCAGAGCUACGGUCAGGUUCAAACCGCCAGACCGGACGACGGAUACGAGGAGGUCGAGAUUACGCCUACUGCGGUCGCCGUAGAGCAUGGACCCAGGUCUCUGAAGAGAGAGUCUUUCCCCGACUCGAUAGGUUCACCUUCGAUGGAGAAACUACGGUCGAGAAAGAAGAGGGACUCUGUGAUCCAGAUUAUACCAACCAAGAGGGAGCUCGAGGAAGAGGAAAAGGAGGAAGAUCUGAGCAACGAGAUUCUGAACAUUAUUGAUUUGGCUCUGCCCGGGGAAAAGGACGAGAAAAACAGGACGCAGGACAACGAGGUGGAAGAUUUCGAGGCGCAGAGGAGGAAACAGAAGGAGGAGGAAAAGACACGCUUCAAGGAGUCCACGACGAAGGUUUCGACUGCGGAGACAAGUACACCGACCAGCGUGGAGACGUCCACUCGAGAAUCCGUUUCUUCGGCGACGAAGGAAGCUACGGAUUCCUCGACGUCGUCGUCUGUCUCGUCGGUCUCGUCGGAGAUCGAUCACGAGGUUAAUCCGACGGAAAGCUCGAUGACUUCCGAGCAGAGCAACGUCGAGUGGAUCGAUUUGACCACGAAGCAGCCGCCGGAACAGCAGGAUGGUUUUAAUAUUUUUAGUGUCGUGAAGAAGAUCGCCGAGAUAAAGUUCAGGCUCGGGCUGACGCUGCUUAAACAUGCCAGCGAGGGCUUCGCAAGAUACCUCGGCCACGUGCAGAAGAGGAUCAACGGUGAGGAGUGAAUGGCUUCGUUUAAAAGA
Molecule: messenger RNA, 5757 nt
Organism: Colletes gigas
Lineage: Eukaryota; Metazoa; Arthropoda; Insecta; Hymenoptera; Colletidae
Exons: 6
Coding region: 2416-5739 (1107 amino acids)
Source: RefSeq, a predicted model, not a curated record